CCUCAGGAGUAGACACUGGCUCAGCCCUCGCCAGAGUUGCAGCGGCAACGACGCUCUUACGAGAAUCAGAAACAGAAGCCAGCUCGUGAGAGCAGCUAACCCCAGAGCGGACGAUUGAUGCUCUUCUCUCAGUCGGUCCGGCACAGCAAAAAAUCGUGCUCGAUGCCGACUGGGCACGGCCAGAGCUUGCCAACCUCUGCGCACCCCCCAAUUGACUCACAUUCAGGGCAAGCGCAGCAUUCCACGAAACUGCCAUGGAUGAAAGUUGUGACCAAAGCACGAACUCGCGUGAAGUCUGUUUGGAGUAGUAAGAAAAAUGCUCGGGAUAUGGAGUCAGCGAAGCCCUACUACCUCGUACUUAAAACCGUCCCCGCUCUGCUCUGACUACAAAAUACUGCAGGCUACUCUCUUCGUCGAGAUCCCCUGCCGCAAAUAGCCAGAGUCCGUCAUAUCUCCUGUCCUCUCACCGAAACUCGUUUCUUCUUGAGGUGAUCUGACAGAUGCUUCUGACUUCCCUCGCUGCAGAGAGAGAUCGGGCCUCGCAGUAGGAUUCACAUUUCCACAGGGGUCAAGCUCAAGUUACUAGCAAACGGAUGAAAGACCGCCAGACCCGGAAGCAUAUUCCUGCCGGGGGAGGAGGCACUUUACGCAUCCAGUCGGUUGGAUACGACAAUUUGUCAACGUGAGCGAAGAGUUCCUUCACUUAAAACGCUGAAUUUAGGAAAUAGGACGCAAACAUGGAUGAAAGCCCCACGCCAAGGGAAGAACCUCUGUGCUAGGGUUCUUCUCUUCUCUGUCGCGCAGAGCAGCAGCAGCAGCAGCAGCUGAAAUUUAUUGUCUACAUUUUCAGAGUUAUUCCAUAGCACGAGAAGAGAAGCUGAGCAGAGCCCAUGGCAAGCGAUGCAUUAGGGCAGGAACGUGAAGGAGCUCUGUUCGCCGACUAUUCUGAAUAAAUGGGAUUAUUUCAACACCAUCGCCCAACUUUGACUGAUUUAACUCUGUACCUUUUUUGUGGGGUCGGUAAUGAGUGUGAUUCAUGAAACUGUUGAUUGCACUUUCAGAACUGGGAUGUCAUGACAGGAGAACCUAGCGGUGCCGACGCUUGGGAGGGAUGCUUUGUGGUGAUGGUAGAGCCUUUUGUGCAGAGGCGGAAAAUACAUUUCCUCUCGACAUCGAUGAAGCUCCAGAAAUUCUUUCGGACGAAUAAAGGACUGGAUGCGUGAGAGUAAACGGUGAAGACGAGAUGAGAAGAGAGCAGAUUGCAGGUGGGAUUCUGAAAGAUGAAACUUGGCUGCAAGGGACUUCGAAUUGAGCUCCCUGGCGGUCAUGGAGGCCGUCACGGACAGCACGGGCUACGAGCUGCGAGUAUUGCACGCAGCUGCGGACGGUGUGGAGCCCGCUUUGCUCUUGUCAGCUCCGAAAAAGAAGGCAGAAUAUCUCCUCAAUGUGCCGGAUGGCUUCUCUCGGCUUGCGCUGGAGCACAAAUCAACACCAUCAGGACGUCUUUCUUGCAUUCUCCUGACUUCUCUACUCCCUGCAGCCACCGGGGGAUUCGGGGGGCUUAUGCUCAGACUGAGGCAUGACGGACACGGGCAAUUACAAAUGAUCGGACCGGAGGGAACGACUGCAAUUGUUCAUUCUCUGCGCCAUGUUUGUCGGUGGCGACAUCCGAAGGUGUUUGUCAGCGAAUGUAGAGGGAAUCGUCCUCUUCCUGUAUUUGAAGAUGAAUACAUUGUGAUCGUCCCGGUAGUGGAGGGAGACCAGGCCACUGAAUGCCCUUGGUGCCUUUACGGGGCCACCAGUGAAAUCCCCAAAAGCGAACAGCAGAAGAAAGCUCCGAGCGUCAUCGAUUCUGCCACUAGUAGCUCGUCAGAAUCCUCUGAGUCGAGUGACGAUUCGAGUGAGGACUCUAGUGACAGCUCUCGUGCCCUGGACCGAGAGGUCUCUAGCCGUCCCACAGGCUCCAAUGGCAUUUUACCGCAGAGGAGGAAGAGAGAAGAGAACGCCCAAUCAUUCUCGGAUACAGAGGAGGAUGUUUUUGAUCAGCUCAGGCUCAAGAUAGACAAGUCAAGGAGGGAUCGGAUGGAUGCAUUCAGCAAGUUCCCCCGGGUAUCUCCUACGAUUCAAGCACCCGCGAGCCACGGCAUCGGUGAAUCGAUUGUAUUGCACCGGGAAGAACGGAAGGAGACGUUGGAGGAACAUCUGCAAUCUGCUCCUGAACAAGAGGUUUAUGAAGUCGGUUCGGUAAUUGAGAAGGGAGUGCUGCCGCAGGACUGCUCUGUUUCUCCAAUGAAACCUUAUAACUGGCUUUUGAACAACGACCAAGACGUCGAGCUUCCUGACGUCGAUGAAGAGGCAAAUCCAGUGUUCCAGUUAGCUCCGAGUCCGGGUAAGCAGCCGGAUGCAGCGUCUGGGCGAGCAGGGAGCACCGGCCCUUCAUCUGUCUUGGGGUACGUUUGCUACUUGCGGAAGUUGCGCACAGCUGUCUUGAUAAUUGCGUGUACGAGUGAGGAAAACCUCGAGAGUCUAAGAGAACACCCGCUAGUGAAUUGCCCUCAUCGUCCUGAUAGAACAGAGUCCAUUGAGAGAGGCGAAUCGAGAGUGAGAAAGGCGCACUCUAUCGCUGCAGUCGUCGAUCUCUCCCCUCGUAGCAUCACCAAAUCGAGGGAAUACGAGCUUUGGAUCGAGUCCUUGCGAAGCUCUGGUCCUCAUGUCGUCGUGAAGAGAGCCCAUGGCGAGUUUGGAUUCCAGUCAUCCCUCGCUACCCUCGCCAAGCUCAACUGCAUUCACAAGAGUAUUUUUCCAUUACCCCCCAGCAUGGAUGUCUGCGGAAAGACUGACCUAGCAUCCGCAAAGCAAGCCGCCGCUGAUGGGGAAAAACUCUUGGAUGGGGCCUUAGGCAUGAGACUUAUCUUCGAUAAAUCUGGCACCUGGGUCGAUCAUUCCAUGUGUCCUACUAAGCUUAUGAAAUUACAGGAAGCGUUGAGGCAAUCGGCUCUUCAUUCUCCAGACACUCGAGGUGAUGAGCUUUUAGCAGCCAUCGGUACCCCUAGCAUCCUUAGUGCCAACGCAGAGGCAGCUGCUGCCUUGAGGAAGAAAUUACAACUACAACGAACAGCCGAUCGUCCCCCCUUGACCUCAUCAGUGCAGAGUUCCCCAUCCGCGAAGAGCUUCCUGCAUUCUCAACAGGAAGCCUCUCUGGAGCCUUUUUCCUGCUCCGAGAACAGUGGUCCCAUCUCUCACCGCUCUGGCACCCCCGUGCAUCGAGAUGUUAACCAAUGUGAGCUAGAUUUUGAUUUUCAGCUAGUUUUUUUCGGGACAGGAUGCGCUGAGCCCAGCAAGAAACGAGGGAGUAGUGGUAUACUUUUGCAAGUGAAAGGAACGGACAGAGCCCUCUUGAUGGAAGCAGGUGAAGGGGUGGCCGGACAGUUUGUUCGGAGAUUCGGUGAUGAGGAGGCCCAAACCAUCAUUUCUUCUCUUGAAUGUCUCUGGCUGUCUCACAAACAUGGAGACCACGUCCUCGGAGUUCUUUCCAUUCUCGAGGCACGCAGACAGCAGAGAGAGCCCAUGGUCGUCAUCGGACCUCAAAAAGUUGGCUCCUGGCUUUUUGAGGUCCGAGAUAUCCGUGCAGCCAUGGGUUGCCCUGUGCCUGAGUUUCAUUUCAUCCGUUGUCAGGACCUCGUAGUGGCUGGCCGAUUUUUGGCCGACAGAGAACAACGAAAGCUCUUCGAUAGAGUACUCGCUAACUUGCAGCUGCAGAGCCUGAGGCUGAUUAGAGUCUUCCACUGUUUCGACGCUUAUGGGAUAAUCCUGCGAGGAAAGAGUGGAUGGAGUUUGGUGUACUCUGGUGAUACGAGACCUUGUAAACAACUCGAACAAGCCGGCCAUGGCUGCACGGUCUUAAUUCACGAGGCUACAUUUGAAGAUGAAUUGAUCGAGCAAGCCAAGCAAAAACGUCAUAGUACUGUUUCCGAAGCACUCAAGGCUGGAAUGAACAUGGGAGCACAGAACAUCAUUCUGACUCACUUCAGUCAACGGUAUCCGGAGAUGGUAGCCAUGUGCAGUGAUCAAGAUCAAAGAGUAUCAGUCGCCUUCGAUGGCAUGGUCGUGCCCAGCCAUUUACUCGGAUCUCUUUCCAGGCUGUUGCCCUCGAUUGCUUCAGUUUGUCUGAAGGUGGAUAGGACCAAACCAUCAGAGACAGACAAGUUUACGCAUGAAGAUUCCUACAAGCCUGCAAAUCAUGAACCUCCUGCUCAAAUUACUGAGAAGCAAGAAGAUGAUGAUUUAGGUUCCGUGCAUCUGGCUGCCUCUCAUCGGGGCUCUGGUACUCGUACGCAUGUGGAAUGUGAGGAGCGGCCAGUAGCUAAGCCGAACCAUAUUAGAUGGUCUGGAGACUCGGAGGACGAUGAAGGUGACGUGGGAGCUCCAGCACCACACCUGGAUGUUGAAGAUGCAUCAAUUCAAUGGUCAUCGGAUUCGGGAGCAGAUGAAUCACUCAAAAUACCUGAGUUUCAAGGCAGGUCUAGUUCCCUGGUUUGCUCAGAAGAUGCAGGAGCAGUGGCUCUUGUUCUGGACAGCGGGGUAACUCUUGUAGCUCCGAGAGAAGCAAAUCGUGAUGUUUUACUCACUUCUGCCACCGAGCUCUGCCGAGAUGAGGUACAGGGCCUUGCUCAUUCAGUUGACAGGCCCAGGCUUCAAAAGUCGAAGACGGGAUCUCGAAGGGCACUUAGGAAAAGUUCCUUCAAAAGUCCAGGCACAGCUGAAGUAGUUAGCUCAGUGGACCAUUUUUUGAAAGGUAUUGACCACUAUGGUAGAAUAGGAUCAGUAGGGCUCUAUGAGAAUGGAGAAAAUUGUACAUCUUCAAGUCUUGACUUUGCGGGAAGUAGAAGUAACGGUGGCAAACACAUUCGUUGGAUUGAUUCUGAUACGGAGGACUAGUUGCAAGAGGAUUUAGGGGAAUGUUAAGAUCAGUGUUGCAAAUGAUAAUUAUUCAUAUUUGCAAAUAUGAAUAUGAAAUUCA
Messenger RNA from Marchantia polymorpha subsp. ruderalis, 5020 nucleotides. NCBI's taxonomy places the organism in Eukaryota, Viridiplantae, Streptophyta, Marchantiopsida, Marchantiales, Marchantiaceae. The record is from the annotation of a GenBank genome assembly.